AUGGCGUCUCUUAUGAGAACUUCAACCAUGUCGCUGCUGCUGCUACUGUGUCUGGUGGCUAUUAUGAAGGCAGGAAUUGCGGCCCCUCAACAUCCAAGAUGCCCAAGUACUGAGGAUAGGAGUUUACCUCCGUACGUGAAGGUCAACCUAAAUGUCCUCAAUCGAAAAACGAAUGCCAAAAGACCCUUAGAUUACCACAACCGAUCCACCUCACCUUGGAAUUUCCACCGCAACGAGGACUCUGAGAGAUUCCCUCCUAUCAUCUGGGAGGCCAAGUGCCGCCACUUGGGCUGUGUGGAUGCCGAGGGGAAGGUGGACCACCACAUGAACUCCGUCCCCAUCCAGCAAGAGAUCCUGGUCCUGCGAAAGGAGCCUGGCCACUGUGUCCACUCUUUCCGAUUGGAGAAGAUGCUGGUAGCUGUGGGCUGUACCUGUGUCACGCCCAUUGUCAGUCAUGUGGCUUAA
Sorex araneus (European shrew) is the source of this 465-nucleotide messenger RNA. It is a transcript of the gene IL17A, whose product is annotated as interleukin 17A. Gene Ontology annotation, molecular function: cytokine activity. The coding region runs from base 1 to 465 and encodes 154 amino acids. The transcript has 3 exons. Lineage: Eukaryota; Metazoa; Chordata; Mammalia; Eulipotyphla; Soricidae. Gene Ontology annotation, cellular component: extracellular region. Gene Ontology annotation, biological process: inflammatory response. The record is from RefSeq and is a predicted model, not a curated record.